Molecule: messenger RNA, 3419 nt
Organism: Epinephelus lanceolatus (giant grouper)
Lineage: Eukaryota; Metazoa; Chordata; Actinopteri; Perciformes; Serranidae
Gene: eaf2
Product: ELL associated factor 2
Biological process (GO): transcription elongation by RNA polymerase II
Cellular component (GO): super elongation complex
Molecular function (GO): transcription elongation factor activity
Source: RefSeq, a predicted model, not a curated record
GAGACCUUUAGCUUGCCGUACAUGGUCAUCGGAUAGAGAGUAGCAGUAGAAAGUUUCCAGUUCAUGAGCGUGUCAGGAUGAAUGGAACAGCUUACUCCAACUUUGACAACCAGGAACACGUCCUGAAACUAGGAGAGACGUUUGAGAAGCACCCGAAGAGCGGCUACCACACAGUGCGGUAUGACUUCAAACCAGCCUCCAUUGAUACGACGUGUGAAGGGGAGCUUGAAGUUGGCAAAGGAGAGCAAGUUACAAUAACUUUACCCAAUUUAGAGGGUUCGAGUACUCCAGUAACGGUCUUUAAAGGCUCCAAAAGGCCAUACAUGAAGGAGUGUAUCCUCAUCGUCAAUCAUGAUACUGGAGAGUACAGACUGGAGAAACUCAACAGCAACAUCGCUGUGAAGAAGACCAGGGCUGAGGGCAGCAGUAAGAUCCACUCUCGCCUGGAGCAACAGACGAGUCGCCUGAGCCAGCAGAUGAAGACCAACAACAGCAGCAGCAGCAGCAGUAAGACGUCCAUCAGCUCCAAGAGCUCUCCACCCAAAGAGAAGACGUCCCCAGCAUCGCCCAUGGACGACAUCGAGAGAGAGUUGAUGGCGGAGGCGCGGGUCAUGGACCAGCUGAGCAGCGGCGACAGCUCCUCAGACUCCAACAGCUCUUCGUCCUCCAGCAGUGACGACAGCUCCAGCAGCAGCGACUCAGAAGACGAACAGACCUCUGCCCCGCCCCCGGCCCCGACCAAUCACAGCAUGCCUAUCCUCACCACCAGCGCCAACAACAACAGCCGUCACCAGGAGAGUGGAGGAGGACUCAUGAACACACUCAAGAGCGACCUGCAGCUGAGUGAAUCAGGCAGUGAGAGUGACUGAACAAUGCGAGGACGUCUGUGGACAUCAGGAGGAUUUUCAGUGGGGAGUAAAGGAAGCGGGUACACACCUGUCAGUGUCUUGUUUCAUUUAACGUGGGACUGUCUUCUCUACAUAUCCACAUUUCUGCUAGCAAAGAUCAUUUGUUGCUUCUCCGCCAACAAACUUUUUGUCUCAGUUUUUGCUUCAUGGUGCUUUUUUUUUUUUUUUUUUUCUUUUUUCAUGUGAAGACUGCAAGUUAGCGAGAUGCCUUGGUUUAGAGCGAUGAAGAGAAGCAGGAAAUUAUGACAAACUAUCUGUAAUAUUUCAUCUCUCUGGUUGCACAUCUAUGGUUAAACUGAGCAAACAUAUCAGAGGCAGAACGACGGCGGUGUUCAUGAAGUGUAGACGAUGUUACUGCCCAACAGUCAGUCGUGUUAAACCACCUCUGGAGUUUCUGCAUCUCAGUUCAGUGAUAUCAGGACAUGUUGUUGUGCCUUAGGUCAGAUGUGGGUUAAUAGCUUCAGUUCAGCUGCAUUACAUGAAUCUGCCCAACAGGCAUUAAACUUUAUUUAGGACGAGCCACACUGAUGCAGCAGUCUUCUGCUUUUGUCUCAGAAUUAUAGUAAAGUUAGAAACUUUAGCUUUGAAUCACUGAAACUGCAGGACGUCAACAGAUUUUCAUUUAAAGCUGCAUUAAUUCAAAUAAAAUAAAAACUUUCUGCAGUGCUGUGAAACAAGCUAAAAACAAAAUGCUGAGUAUGUCUACAUGCACAAAAUAUCCUUCAUUCUGAAAAAGACAAUAUUCAUACAGAGCAUGGUAAUGAAAAUGAAUAUAUCACUAAUAUUCCUGUUCACACGCAGCCGUGCAGACUCCAAUUAGCGCGCCCCAACAUGUCUUCUAUCACAUCAACAUAAAGAGAAGUGGAACGGAUGUUUUCAAAGUUUCCAAACUCUUUUGACCUCGUGAACUCAGCCCUCCUCUUUCGCUCCUUCAGCCACCACACCUGCAGUAAAUGGCCUGUGAUGGGAUAUUUGCCCAAAACCUGUUGCUAUCAGUCUUUCAUGAAGUUUAAAAGUAGGUGUGUGUGUGUGUCUCUCUGACCUGAAAUGUUGGCUUUUCUUCUGCAUGUCUACACAGGCCUCACAACCGGUUGGCAAGUUGGUUUGUGUACGUCUCCAUGACAACACAGACCGUAUGGUGCAAACUGCUGGUAAAGCUCCAGCUGACGUGCCCAAAUAAUGCUAUUAAAACCUGAAUAAUUCGCUAAUAUUCCACGUGUCUUUAUCGUAGAAUCCUACAUUCAGUAAAAGGCCUGAUUCAGAAUAUUUAAAUGGAACAUGCUCUUUACAUGAGCCCCAUUAAACUCAGAGUCUCGUCAUAUUUGGAAUUACCGUGGAAUAAUAGUGUGCAUGUAAACGUAGCCAGUGAUGAAUUAAAGUGGAAGCAAACAGUCGCUCAGUUACAGAUGUAGAAGUCACUUAUCAGCUCUGACUGACUCUGAGCAGGUGAUGCACAGUUUCUUUUCUGUUUUUGGUCGGUCACGGCUGCUCUGACUGGAAACAGGUGAUGAGAGUUUGAAAACCAAACAGCCCAGUUGCCGGACAAAAAUGUUGGCUUUGCACGUUUCUGAAAACCACGUACGUACACGUGUACAUUUAAGUGAUGCAGUUUACGAGCUGAUUUGUCAUCAGGAGGUGGAUGGCGUGUCAACGCUCGCCAAGCUGCAGACCACUGCUGUGUUUGCAGCUGAGAUAGAGCCACAAAAAUGGGUUCCCUAUUAUCGAGACAUGGCUGUGUUUGCAGCUGGGAUAGUGCUCUGAAAAGUUGUUUUUUUAUUACCGAAUUACUGCUACUUUUCCAGCCGGGAUAGAGCAGUUGCAACGUACAAAUGUAACGUAUCUUUAGUUUGCAGAAACGUAUAACCCCUACAUUUACUCUGGUGACUGGGUUCAACCAAAAUAACGAGCUGAAAGAUUCUAAAAUGUUUUGUAGAGCUUCAGGUGAGAGUUGAUAGAUGAUGAUUGCUGUAGCUUUAAGAAUGAAGACGUCUCUGUGACCUUGUUAAUUGUGAUAUUUCAGUUUCUGGCGAGGCGGUGCACGAGCACUCAGUUGACUCAGAGAGAGUCGUGCUUUGUAGCUUUAAACCUGCAAUACUUGAAUCUAAUUAUUUAUAUUUCAAAAUAUCCUCGACCAACGGUGAGAUGCUUAAUAUAUUUGAUAUAUAUUUUAAUAGCCAAGCGAUUGGAAGUUAGUCUGAAGUGUGCUGCGUAAAACAAGCCAGAUGCUUUGAUGCUGCGUCUCAGUGAGUCUGAGAGAACGCCAUGUGCCUUUAUUUGCCUCGGCCUGUUGAAACACAGGUGCCACAUCCCUGCUGAGCUGCGUCAGCCAACAGGAAGCUGCUGUUUAUGUUCUGGCAUUUCUUUGGUGUCCCAGCUGACUAAUACAGAGACUGAAAUGAAGACGUCUUAAGUCAAUAAUGUGUUUAGCCUUAAGGACGGUGGCCUCAGAGGAUCAUUUGUAAACUAUUUGAGAGAAAUUUCUUUGUAGAAAAAUAAAGAUUUUAAUAAUUU